Rotaria sp. Silwood1 is the source of this 1203-nucleotide messenger RNA. NCBI's taxonomy places the organism in Eukaryota, Metazoa, Rotifera, Eurotatoria, Philodinida, Philodinidae. The record is from the annotation of a GenBank genome assembly.
AUGAAAUGUAUUUCAAAACAUCGUCUAGUUGAUGAAUUUUAUGAUUGUCCGAUAAACGAUGAUGAACUUUACAAUGACACUUGUUCACUUAAUCUAAACAGUCGGUUUCAAUGUACAAUAGAUAAAGAUAGAUGUAUUUCAUAUAUAUUAGUUAAAAGUAGUGUCUGGUGUUGCAAAUCUCACAACAAUGAACCAGACAUUUCUAAGAAAGACACAUGGAAUAUUGCAUUGCGUAUAAUAUGUGAUGGCAAAGUUGAUAUAUUGCCGAUUCUAAUUGACAAUAAAAAUGAAACAGAUGAAACUGAUUGUAAUGAAAAUCCUUGUCGAAAACCAGGCAUCACAUGUCAGUCUGAUAUUGAUUCACUUGAAUUGUACCCAUCAAGCAAAGUACUUGAAGUCAAUAAAUUAGCCAUUUCUCUUACUAAACAAAGUGUUAUGAGUUCCGCUAGUCUUUCAGUAAUAAGAGACAAUAACAGACUAAGACGACUUGCAUGGUACUGUAAUCGUGAAAUUUUAAUUGAAUCGAUAGUUGAUGGUGAAAAAUGUCUAUGUCCUCCAAGUUAUUAUGGUGAACUAUACCAAUAUCAAAGUCAACGUGUUAGCCUAACAUCGUUACUACGGCAACGCAGUGCAUUUGAACAAUAUACAACGUUCAAAAUAGUUUUAUUAUUGAUGACUCAUGAAGAAAAUAUUGUUCUUUCAUAUGAGCAAGUUCUGUUUCACAGGCCACACGUAUCCAACAAUUGUGCAGGACUGUAUAAAACUCAAUUGUUAUAUCCUAAUCGUCCAAAAUUAUUAUUAAACAAAGCGUAUUUUAUUCGUAUUGAUGCUUAUGCUAUUCAUAGUUUACGUAAACAAAAAAAUGAAUAUCGUGCUAGUUGGUAUUCCGAAAUUCUAAUGUCAUCUAUAUCUGUUAACAAAAUUGCAUUGAGUUUGAUCAUACCAGAAGCUAUAUCUUAUUCAGUAAACUCUGGUGCCAUACAUGACCCAUGGAAUCGUCGUCUGAUAUCUGAUGAAGAGGAACAACGUACAUGGUGUGUUAUUAAUUAUACUCAUCGACCGUGGUUAAAUAGUAUGAAUAUGGAUCUUAAUAUUUCACAUUUUAUCAUACCAUUCACAAUUAAUUUUUUAUCUGUAUUUAUUGUUAUUCUAAAAGCAGCACGUAAACGGAGUGUAUCAUAUAGACAUAAAUCUUAUCGUUGA